ACAGACACUCAUGCAUGCAUGCUGCAGAGCAAACAAAAGAUUAGCCACCUUCGAUUCAUCAUUGCCUUCUCGCUUGCUUGAUUGCCUUCGGACUUGGGUUAGCAUGGAUGGAGGCAGUCCCAUGCAGACCGUGCUGUCGGCCCCCGGCGUCAAGGACAAGAAGCUGGUCUCCUUCACCCGCAACGACGAUGCGACCAACGACAAGGACGCCGUCACCGGCCUCAUCCGAUCCAUCGUCGGCGGCGCCACGCCGUCCAGCCCCGCGCAGCGGACGGCCUUCCACGUCUUCCACAUCAACACCGUCGUCGACCUCUUCUCGGCCUGGCGCCGCGGGCUCCCCGACGUGCGCCCCUACUACGCCGUCAAGUGCAACCCGGAGCCGGCGCUCCUGGGCGCGCUCGCCGCGCUGGGCGCGGGGUUCGACUGCGCCAGCCGCGCCGAGAUGGAGGCCGUGCUGGCGCUCGGCGUCCCGCCGGGCCGCAUCGUCUACGCCAACCCAUGCAAGCCCGAGCCGCACCUCGAGUACGCCGCGGGUGCCGGCGUCAGCCUCGCCACCUACGACACCGAGGACGAGGUGGCCAAGGUCGCGCGCUGCCACCCCGGGUGCCAGCUCCUGCUCCGCCUCAAGGCUCCCGACGGCGGCGUCAGCGGCGGCGACCUCAUGAACAAGUACGGCGCGCACGCGCACGAGGUGGCGCCGCUCCUGCGCGCCGCCCAGCGCGCGGGGGUCGGCGUGGCCGGCGUCUCCUUCCACGUCGGGAGCCCCGUGUCCCGCGUCGACGUGUACCGCGGCGCCAUCCAGGCCGCCCGCGCCGCGUUCGACCAGGCCGUCGCCCUCGGCAUGCCGCCCAUGCGCGUCCUCGACGUCGGCGGCGGGUUCACGGCCGGCGCCGCCUUCGACGAGGCGGCGGCCGUCAUCCGCGACGCGCUCGACCGGUCCUUCCGCGACCUGCGGCCCUGCGUCGAGGUGGUCGCCGAGCCCGGGCGGUACUUCGCCACGACGGCGUUCACGCUCGCCGCGCGCGUCAUCGGGAGGCGCGCGCGCGGUGCCGCGCGCGAGUACUGGAUCGACGACGGGGUCUACGGCUCGCUCAACAACGUGCUCAUGGACCACAAGGCUCCGCGCCCGAGACCUCUGGCCAGCUGCCCGCGCCCCGGCGAGGAGACGUACGCGUCCACGGUGUUCGGCCCGACGUGCGACUCCCAGGACAAAGUGGUCACCGGGUAUCAGCUGCCGGAGAUGAGCGUCGGCGACUGGCUCGUCUUCGACGACAUGGGCGCCUACUCCACAAGUGCCGGAUCCAGGUUCAACGGCUUCGACUCGUCGGAGAUUAAGAUCUACGUGGCCUAUUCCAGCUGAGCAAUCACAUCAAUGGCGGCGUCACGAUGAUACAUAUAAUGAUAUCCGUGUUUAAUUUAUUUGCACAUUAGAUUAAUUAACUAGUGAUUCCUCCAUCCAAAAAAUAAGUGCAGCCAAACGAUAUCAAGUUUAACUAGAUUAUACUAUUAACAUUUAUUUGUAUUUCUAAAUAGAAUUAAACUAAAAUAUAUGACGUGAUUAGUGUAAUGAUGAUUGUUUGUUAUUAUAGGUCUUAGUAUAUUUUUUUAUAUUUGGUCAAACUUAAGUUUGUUUAAUUUCUCACAAAAUAUCAAAUGAUGGAUAUCGUUUUCGCACGA
Molecule: messenger RNA, 1677 nt
Organism: Zea mays
Lineage: Eukaryota; Viridiplantae; Streptophyta; Magnoliopsida; Poales; Poaceae
Product: ornithine decarboxylase
Exons: 1
Coding region: 11-1360 (449 amino acids)
Cellular component (GO): cytoplasm
Molecular function (GO): ornithine decarboxylase activity
Source: RefSeq, a predicted model, not a curated record